Chanos chanos (milkfish) is the source of this 1548-nucleotide messenger RNA. RefSeq names its product adenosylhomocysteinase like 2a (gene ahcyl2a). The coding region runs from base 1 to 1548 and encodes 515 amino acids. Lineage: Eukaryota; Metazoa; Chordata; Actinopteri; Gonorynchiformes; Chanidae. Gene Ontology annotation, biological process: L-methionine cycle. The record is from RefSeq and is a predicted model, not a curated record. Gene Ontology annotation, cellular component: cytosol. The transcript has 16 exons.
AUGAGGAAGGCCUAUAGUUUGGUGAACCGCACAGACAUUAGGGAGUCAAAGGAGGCAGUGCAGUCACUGCAUAUAAAGCAAAUCAAAUUUCCAGAACAGACGGAAGAGUUCAAUAAACGUCCCACCAAAACAGCUCGACGCUCCCUAUCCCGCUCCAUUUCCCAGUCCUCUGCCGAGAGUCACAGCCCAGUGCCCUCUGACUCAGACAGUUCGUUGGAUGAGAUCUCUCCACAGGACAAACAACAGAAAAACUCAAAGGGACAGACAGACUUCUGUGUAAAAGACAUCAAACAAGCUCAUUUUGGCCGAAGAGAAAUCCAAAUUGUUGAGCAAGAAAUGGGUGCUCUGAUAGCUCUAAAAUUGAGAGGCCAGGGAGACAAGCCAUUAGCUGGAGCAAAAAUCGUGGGCUGUACCCACAUCACAGCACAGACAGCGGUGUUGAUAGAAACACUGUCAGCCCUGGGCGCUGAGUGCAGGUGGGCUGCCUGUAACAUCUUCUCCACCCACAAUGCUGUGGCUGCAGCCUUAGCAGAGGAAGGUUUCCCUCUGUUUGCAUGGAAAGGUGAAACGGAGGAAGAUUUCUGGUGGUGCAUAGAACGCUGUGUUAAUGUGGACCGCUGGCAGCCAAACAUGAUCCUGGAUGAUGGAGGAGACCUCACCCACUGGAUCUAUAAGAAACAUCCUGAGAUCCUCCAGAACAUUAAGGGUGUGGUGGAGGAGAGUGUCAAUGGGGUUCACAGGUUGUACCAGCUGUCUAAGGCUGGGAAGCUCUGUGUGCCAGCUAUAAAUGUGAAUGACUCGGUGACAAAGCAGAAGUUUGACAACAUGUACUGCUGCCGGGAGUCUAUACUGGAUGGACUGAGGAAGACGGCAGAUGUGAUGUUUGGGGGAAAACAGGUGGUUGUAUGUGGAUACGGAGAGGUGGGGAAGGGAUGCUGUGCCGCACUAAAGGCCAUGGGCUCUGUGGUGUAUGUGACGGAGGUCGACCCCAUCUGUGCCCUACAGGCCUGCAUGAAUGGCCUUCGACUGGUUAAGCUGAGUGAGGUCAUUAGAACAGUGGACAUCAUAAUCACCUGCACAGGCAAUAAGAAUGUGGUUGUGAGGGAGCAUAUGGACCGUAUGAAGAAUGGCUGUAUAGUGUGUAACAUGGGACAUUCCAACACAGAGAUUGAUGUGGCCAGUUUGCGAACCCCCGAGCUCCGUUGGCUGCGUGUAAGGCCAAACCUGGAUCACAUUAUUUGGCCUGAUGGGAAGAGAAUUCUGCUACUUGCCAAGGGUCGUCUCCUGAAUCUGAGCUGUUCAACAGUCCCAACAUAUGUGUUCUCCAUCACUGCCACAACUCAGGCUCUGGCAUUGAUUGAACUGUAUAAUGCUCCCGAAGGCCGCUACAAACAAGACGUCUACCUGCUGCCAAAGAAGAUGGAUGAGUAUGUAGCUAGUCUUCACCUUCAGACAUUUGAAGCACACCUAACUGAGCUAACGGAUGAACAAGCGAAGUACCUCGGCGUGAACAAAACUGGUCCCUUCAAACCCUAUUACUACAGGUGA